Molecule: messenger RNA, 6251 nt
Organism: Sus scrofa (pig)
Lineage: Eukaryota; Metazoa; Chordata; Mammalia; Artiodactyla; Suidae
Gene: SLC9A3
Product: solute carrier family 9 member A3
Biological process (GO): proton transmembrane transport; regulation of intracellular pH; potassium ion transmembrane transport
Cellular component (GO): apical plasma membrane; brush border membrane; plasma membrane
Molecular function (GO): sodium:proton antiporter activity; potassium:proton antiporter activity
Source: RefSeq, a predicted model, not a curated record
AAAGGCCACCCCGGCGGGCGGGGACGGGACGGCAGCCCGCACCCAGAGCUCGCUCGGCUCCGCGCCGCCAACGCCGGUCCCGCCGGUGCCACACGGCCGGCCGAGCACAGCAGGGCUCUCUCGACAUGAUCAUCCGGACCAGGCGCUGAGUAGUGGCUGCGAUGUCGGGGUGCCGGGCCCCGCGGCCCGCCUGGGGGCUGCUGCUGGCGCUGCUGGCGCUGGGCGAGCUGCCUCAGGCACAGGGCACGGAGGAAGUGCCUGGUGACGCGCACGGGGACGUCCAGGGCUUCCAGGUGGUCACCUUCAGAUGGCACCACGUCCAGGACCCGUACAUCAUUGCGCUCUGGAUCCUGGUGGCCAGCUUGGCCAAGAUCGGCUUCCACCUGUCCCACAAGGUCACCAGCGUCGUCCCUGAGAGCGCACUGCUCAUCGUGCUGGGCCUGGUGCUGGGCGGCAUCGUCUGGGCGGCCGACCACAUCGCCUCCUUCACCCUCACGCCCACCCUCUUCUUCUUCUACCUGCUGCCCCCCAUCGUGCUGGACGCCGGCUACUUCAUGCCCAACCGGCUCUUCUUUGGCAACCUGGGCACCAUCCUCCUCUAUGCCGUCAUUGGCACCGUGUGGAACGCGGCCGCCACCGGCCUGUCACUCUACGGCGUCUUCCUCAGUGGCCUGAUGGGGGACCUGGACAUCGGGCUGCUGGACUUCCUGCUGUUCGGCAGCCUGAUCGCCGCCGUGGACCCGGUGGCCGUCCUGGCCGUGUUCGAGGAGGUGCACGUCAACGAGGUGCUCUUCAUCAUCGUCUUCGGGGAGUCGCUGCUCAACGACGCCGUCACGGUGGUCCUAUACAACGUGUUUGAAUCUUUCGUGACGCUGGGGGGUGACAAGGUGACCGGCGUGGACUGCGUGAAGGGAUUAGUGUCCUUCUUCGUGGUGAGCCUGGGGGGCACGCUGGUGGGGGUCGUCUUCGCCUUCCUGCUCUCGCUGGUAACGCGCUUCACCAAGCACGUGCGCACCAUCGAGCCCGGCUUCGUGUUCGUGCUGUCCUACCUGUCCUACCUCACGUCCGAGAUGCUGUCGCUGUCGGCCAUCCUGGCCAUCACCUUCUGCGGCAUCUGCUGCCAGAAGUACGUGAAGGCCAACAUCUCGGAGCAGUCCGCCACCACCGUGCGCUACACCAUGAAGAUGCUGGCCAGCGGCGCCGAGACCAUCAUCUUCAUGUUCCUGGGCAUCUCGGCCGUGGACCCGCUCAUCUGGAAGUGGAACACAGCCUUUGUGCUCCUGACGCUGGUCUUUAUCUCCGUGUACCGGGUCAUCGGUGUGGUGCUGCAGACCUGGAUCCUGAACCGGUACCGGAUGGUGCAGCUGGAGAUCAUAGACCAGGUGGUCAUGUCCUACGGCGGCCUCCGCGGGGCGGUGGCCUUCGCCCUGGUGGUCCUUCUGGACGAGAACAAGGUCAAGGAGAAGAACCUGUUCGUCAGCACCACCCUCAUCGUCAUCUUCUUCACCGUCAUCGUCCAGGGCCUGACCAUCAAGCCUCUGGUGCAGUGGCUGAAGGUGAAGAGGAGUGAACAGCGAGAGCCCAAGCUCAAUGAGAAGCUGCAUGGCCGGGCUUUCGACCACAUCCUCUCGGCCAUCGAGGACAUUUCAGGGCAAAUUGGACACAACUAUCUCAGAGACAAGUGGUCCAAUUUUGAUCGGAAAUUCCUCAGCAAAAUCCUUAUGAGAAGGUCGGCUCAAAAGUCACGAGAUCGGAUUCUGAAUGUUUUCCACGAGCUCAACUUGAAGGACGCCAUCAGCUACGUGGCCGAGGGAGAGCGCCGAGGCUCCCUGGCCUUCAUCCGCUCCCCCAGCACCGACAACAUGGUCAACGUGGACUUCAGCACCCCCAGACCCUCGACCGUUGAGGCCUCCAUCUCCUACCUCCUGAGGGAGAAUGUCAGCGCCGUGCGGCUGGACAUGCAGUCGCUGGAGCAGAGGCGGCAGAGCAUCCGUGACACGGAGGACAUGGUCACGCACCACACGCUGCAGCAGUACCUGUACAAGCCCCGGCAGGAGUACAAACACCUCUACAGCCGACACGAGUUGACGGCAGACGAACACGAGAAGCAGGACAAGGAGGUCUUCCACAGGACCAUGCGCAAACGCCUGGAGUCCUUCAAGUCGGCCAAGCUGGGGCUCCACCCGCACAAGAAGGGGGCGAAGCUGUACAAGAGGGAGCGCGCCCAGAAGCGGAGAAACAGCAGCAUCCCCAACGGGAAACUGCCGAUGGGAAGCUCCCUGCAGGAUUUCACCAUUAAGGAGAGAGAUUUGGAACUUUUGGACCCCGAGGAAGCCGCCAGCUAUGAUGCCGAGGACAUGAGCGGGGGGAUCGAGUUCCUGGCAAACAUCACACAGGACACAGCGACAGACUCCCCCUCCGGAAUUGACAACCCCGUGUUUUCCCCCGACGAGGACCCCAGCAUCCUCAGCCGGGCACCGCCCUGGCUGUCUCCCGGGGAGGCAGUGGUGCCCUCCCAGAGGGCCCGAGUGCAGAUCCCCCACUCUCCCGGCAACUUCCACCGCCUGGCGCCCUUCCGCCUCAGCUGCAAGUCCGUGGACUCCUUCGUGCUGGCCGAUGGCUCCGAGGAGCAGCCCCGCGCCGCCCCGGCCGAGUCCACACACAUGUAACUGGCCCUGCCCUCCCCUGCCGGCUAACAGCUGCUCUCUCCCCAGCUCCUCUGCCCAGCCGCCCGCGCCCGCUCCGGCCGGACCUGCUCCCUCUCUCUCUGCAGCAGCGGCUCUGCCUUCUGCUACUCUGUUCUCACAAGCCUCUGGUUCCAGCUCCAUUUUUCUUAAGAUUCGUCUGAGUUCCCGCUUCUCCAGCCGAGUUGGGGGUGGGGCGGGGUGGGAUCAGUGCUGUUGGAGAACUUGACCGCUUUAGGUUUUGCGGGUUAGGAGACUGUGAGCUCAGAGGGCAAGGGGAAGGGGAAGACGUUUUUCUCCCUAAAGGCCCGGAGGUCCGGAAAGCCCGCGUGACAGAUGGGAGUGCGGGAGACCCUCAAGCGGAGAGCAGGACAGGGGCAGGGUUCAGGACGGGGUCCCCGCGGGCCGGCCCGUGGCAGCUAAGCCCGGCUCAGGAAGGUUCCAGUGAGCCUGUCCUCGGCCCGCGCAGGGCUCCCGGGGCACCAGGCGCCUCUGCAGCUCGUCUUCCUCCCGCGGCUUCACCUCCAGGCUUGGCACGCGCCCCGGCCCUGGGGUGCGGUCCUCGGUCCCACCUGGGCUGGAGGCGGGGGCACCCGAUGCCCCGUGCUCACACCGGCUUCUCCUGCAGGUGACACGGGGUCGGACGCACCGCUGACCGGACGCUCGUCCCCACACGAGGGACAGCCCGCCGCCGAGAUGCCCCCGCGCGUGCGCGCCCCGAGCCCGGCCCCGCCCAGUCCGGCCCCGCCCAGCCCCGAGAAGGCCCCGCCCACCUCCCGAAGCGCCGCGCCCGCUGCGCCGCCGGACCCCGAACCGGGGGCGGGGCCUGCGCCUGGGGUGGGACCAGAGCGCCGCGGGCUGCCGGCUGCGCACGCGCGGUCGGCAGCGGCGCGCCGCGUGCACAGCCGGCGCUCGUUCCAGAGGCCCCGCGCGCGCCGCCGCCCCGCGUUGCUAAAGCUCGCUUCGCUGCAGCCUUCGUGCCACACGCCUCCUCACGCCCUGGAGCAGGAAGAGACGCCGCUGUGACGUCCGCCCACUCGGGGUCUGCAUACAUGAUCUCGCCCCUGAGGAUGUCCCCCAUAGCCGCGCCCCCCAGGGGUCUCCCCCGCCCCACAUUACGGAGGGCUCCCCAGGGUCUGCACUCCCGGGCUUCUGCACCCUCCACCACGGCUGCCCAGCCGGGCGUUGGCACCCACGACCUCGCGCCCCCCGAGGAUGCUGCCCCCCAGGGGUCUCCACCCCCCACAACACACCCAUGUUCACCUGGGGUCGUGCCCUCCAUGCCUCCUUCCCAAGGGGGUCUUCCCAUAGCCUCAGUUAGCCCUGGGCACUCACCAGUUAGGUGCUGGAUGGACAGGAGCUGGACUCCCAGGGGACGAAUGUGCUGCAGGACCUGACCCUUGGAAUUCCUUGGGGUCCCUGCAGAGAGGCCCCUGUGGGUCACGAGCCUCCUCCACCUUCUGGGAGGCCCAGGCAGGUGCCCUUGCCAGGAGACUCCUGUGCCCUCUGUCCAUCUGUUCUGGAUUUAAACUGGGCACUUGUGUGUUACUGUUUCCACUGUCACUCCUGACCCAGGGACAGUCUGUGCUUGAGUUCUUGCCACCCCGUAUCCAUUCUCAUCAGCACUGCUGGGGAAACUGAGAACCACACAAGCUGAGCUUUGCCCACUGUUAUGCCAACCCAAGAUCCUAGGCCUAGACUGGCCUCUCUCAAAGCCCCCUGGGAGGAUGAGAGCCCAACUCCAGGAUAGGAUGUGGGAUGUCCUCAUGUCCACUCACCAGGUCUCAGAACCACCUGUCACCUUGUGGACCACGGGCACAGCUGCAGAAGCAUCCUGUGUUUGCUUAUCCUUGCUGUGUUGAGACUCCCAGAGCUCAGUGCUCAUCCUGCACACCCCCCCACCCCAGUGUGGUCUCUGGGCACAGGGGCUGAACGUCCCCAAACAGCUGGUCUCUGGCCUGAGCUUGUCCCACCUAAUGCUGGCAGAUGGCCCAGGCUGGGUAGAAGUGGCACUGGCUGCAUGGGCCUGCCCACGAGGCCCCAGCAGACAAGUGAGGCUUCUGCUCAGCAGUCUUGUUUGGAAUCACACUGGGUCCUUGGAUGGACCCUGGCCAGAUGGUGGCUCAGGCGUCCUCACACCAGGGACGCCGAAGGGACUUGGACCACCUCCCCACCCCACCCCAGCCCCAGGGCCCCAUGGAUGGGGCCUUGGACAGAGCCCCCAGGCCUCUGGAGGGCAGGGCAGGGCACCUGUGCAGUGAGGCGGGAGGGGCCUCACCUGGCCUCUCUGCUCCUCGGACGCAGGGUUUGAGGCAGUAAAGGAGUAAAGGACAGUGGACACCUGGAAGCUUUUCUGAAGAAGCCAGGCUCCAGCCUGCUCAGGGAGCUGUCCGCGCUGCCCUCUGCCUUGUUCCCGGGGCGAGGCCUCAAAGCCGUCGUCACCAGGGUCUCGAGCAGUGUGCAGCCCUUCGACAGAGCAGUGAUUCCCAGGGCGAGGCUACACUUCGCUGUUGAAGAACAAGUGACCCAACAGGGAAGGUCCUUGGGGCCCUGGUUCACCCAGAGUUAGCUCUGUAGCUGAAGUUCGGACCUGCUCACAACCCGAACCACUGGCUUAGCCGUCACGGGCACAAGAGCGACCCGCAGUUUGCCGUACUUGUUCCCACACUCACAGCCACUUGGACCAACACUGUGAGCACAAAAUCCAGCCAUCACCUGCCCAGCAGACCUGGCGGAAGGCACAAGCUCCGUCUACUCCCUGCAGGAGGGGUUGAUCCAGAACAGACUGGGUCCUGCAGUGUCCAUAGCCCAGCCGGUCUGGCAUCUCCAGCUGCCUUAACAAGCCUCCUGGACCCUAUUCAGCUGCAGGGCCGGAGGCGAGCCCUGGGAAAGCGCUCCGGGCACUUCCCAGAUGCCCACUAGACCUCAGGCUGAUGAAGCUCUCCUGGGCCAGUUCUGUGGCCGGUGUCUUCUGCGGCGGGUGACCUGUGCCACUGAGCACAGCCACCGUUGGGGCAAGUUCCAGGGGAGACCUUUCAACUUGGGAGAGACUGUUCAGUCUGUGGACACAGUGUCAUAAAGCCCAGUAGUGUGGCUACAUCUCAUGAAGGAGAAUCCUAGCUGUUCUUGUCAUUGUCAAACAGAAGGUAAACAAAGUCUUAUGAAUGUAUUUCCUUAGGAAAACUGCUGUAAAAAUUUUUAUUAGGAAAGAAUUCCUAUUUAUUUAACACUGAACUUCGGCCUCCUUUGUGGAAGACUAUGACGUGCACAGAUUCAGAACCCACUUCUCACUUCUGUAUCUUCUCAAAAAUGAUCUGGUUACAGCGCCCAGAUCCUGUGCACUACUGAUCUUCCACUGUGAAAGGUGGUUUGAUGGAGGAAUUUCACUGAAACUGGAAAUGCAGUGUAAGUUCUGAUCUUGUCAAGUCUCCUGUAACCUAAUCCAAUCGACGUGCCUUAAAGAGCUGCCCCAUGCAGUCCCCAGUGCGGGGGCGUGUCCGGGCAGGGCCCACCACAGGUCCUACAACAGCGACGCCUUCAUCAAGUCUAUUAAAAAUGUUUCAAGGA